AAGAGUGAAACCCCGUAUUGGUGCGUGUAUCGCUUUAAAGAAAAAAAAAUCAUGUGACCAAUACAGGAAGUGUGUCGUUUGGAUGUGCUGCUCCAAGUUGUGUUCAUAAGGAAACAAACUGUGUCGACGUUGCGGAUUUGUUGGAUGGAGUUUUGCUGGUGCUGUUGUAUUUUCGAGUUUUGCUUGCCCUCACCUUGUUCCAUUGACUUCAUGGAUUGUAGUUGAAGUUUUCCCCAGUCUGGAAUAAUUUUUAUCUUUUGACGCCAAAUAAGUGUUGGCUGUGCUCCACAGAGAUGUCUUACAUCAAUAAGAGCACUUCAUCAAUGCUGAGGCAUUAUAGAGCUCGGCAUGGCAAUGAAGAAUUGGCAGAUAGUCGUGUGAGUACCCCAGAUUUGACCGUAUGGGCUCUGGAGGGCCACUCUUCAUCGACAUUACGUGGCAUCCGGCUGGAGAUCCGGGUUCAGACAAGGAAACUUCGUCCAUGAUGAUUGCCAGCACAGCAGUCAACUAUUGUGGCCUGGAGAGCAUCCUCCACCUAACGUGCUGCAACCAGACCAAAGACAACAUCACUGGCUACCUGGCCAAAGCGAAGCACCUGGGCCUGAAAAACAUCAUGGCUCUCAGAGGAGACCCAAUGGGUGCAGAUUGGGAGGAAGAGGAAGGAUGCUUCAACUAUGCUAUUGAACUUGUAAAACACAUCCGAUCAGAGUUCGAUGAUUACUUUGACAUAUGUGUAGCAGGUUAUCCCACUGGCCACCCCGAGGCAGACAGCUACGAGGAAGAUGUGCGACACCUGAAGGAGAAGGUGGAUGCCGGAGCAAACUUCGUUAUCACGCAGCUCUUCUUUAGGGCGGAAACGUAUCUGAAAUUUCUCGAUGACUGUCGAGCAGUUGGGAUCACAUGUCCCAUCCUUCCUGGGAUCUUCCCCAUUCAGGGCUACCAAUCUCUACGUCAGCUUGUCAAGCUGUCAAAACUGGAGGUGCCGGAGGAGAUCAUGAAAGUCAUCGAGCCCAUCAAAGACAAUGACGCGGCCAUUCGUAACUACGGAAUCCAACUAGCGGUGGAGAUGUGCAAAGUGCUGCUGCAAAGUGGCAAGGUGCCCGGCCUGCACUUCUACACUCUAAAUCGAGAGGUCGCCACCAUGGAAGUCCUCCGGCAACUCGGCCUGUGGAUAGAGGACCCCAGACGGCCUCUUCCCUGGGCAGUGAGUGCGCAUCCCAAACGAAAGGUCGAGGACGUGCGACCCAUUUUCUGGGCGUCCAGGCCCAAGAGCUACAUCUACAGAACCCAGGACUGGGAUGAGUUCCCAAAUGGCAGAUGGGGUAACUCCUCAUCUCCAGCUUUUGGGGAGUUAAAUGAUUACUACUUGUUCUACUUGAAGAGCAAGUCAUCCAAAAAUGCCCUGCUGGAGAUGUGGGGAGAGGAGCUGAAGAAUGAGGAGAGUGUCUUUGAGGUCUUUACCUGCUACAUCACAGCUCAGCCAAACCGCAAUGGACACAAGGUGAUGUGCAUGCCGUGGAAUGAUGAGCCUCUGGCCCAAGAAACCAACCUACUGAAGGACGAACUGCAGAAAGUGAACAGACGAGGCGUGCUCACAAUCAACUCCCAGCCCAACAUCAACGGCAAGCCCUCCACAGACCCGAUCGUGGGCUGGGGCCCCCCUGGAGGCUACGUCUUUCAGAAGGCCUAUCUGGAGUUCUUCACAUCCAGUGAAAAUGUGUCUGCUCUCCUCGAAGUACUGAAGAAGUAUGAACCCCGUGUCAACUACCACAUUGUUAACGUGCACGGCCAGAACCUCACCAACGCUCCUGACAUGCAACCUAAUGCUGUGACGUGGGGGAUAUUCCCUGGCAGAGAGAUUGUUCAGCCCACCAUUGUGGACCCAGUCAGCUUUAUGUUCUGGAAGGAUGAGGCCUUUGCCUUGUGGAUUGAGCAGUGGGCCAAACUGUACGAAGAUGAGUCACCUUCUCGGAUGAUCAUCAAAUACAUCCAUGACAACUACUUCCUGGUGAAUCUGGUGGACAAUGACUUCCCAUUGGACAACUGCCUGUGGCAGGUGAUCGAUGACAUGUUUGAACAGCUGGAUGCUUCUCCACAGUCACCACCCCAUGAACUAUCGUCAUAGUCUGAUGCUAAUGUGUUUUUACAGUAGGACAAAAAAGCACCACUAAAACUAUUUUGGAAUGCUGCUAUUAGAAAGAAAAUGUUUACUUCACAAUAUUUUUUAGUCGGUCCAGUAUUUGUUUUCUUUUGUACUUUUAGGAUUUUAGUCAGAAAGACAGAAAAUGCAAAACUUUAUAAUGUCAUAUAAUAUUAUAACUUUAUUUCUUUCAUCCAUGAGAGCCAUAUGUUACUCCAACUAUUAUAUACUAUGUCCACACUGGAGGAUAUAUUGUCCCCCCCAAUGUGACGUGUAUCAGAUUUUUUUCAUGUCAAUGUAAACAGUACAGUUACAUUUUUUAUUUUUUAUCUCUGACCCAGGCUUCUUUUAUAUUUGGAUAUAAAUGAGAUAUGUAUCAGAUGCGAGUGCAGUCUGGACGCGUGAGUCGUGCUCAUGCGACCUAUAUUAUUUGUUUUUAUAAUAAUGAAUUUUACAAAACAUAGUGAAUUGGGCAUCAUGUCUUGCUGUGUAAAUGUAGCCUCUGUUUGUUUUUAGUUGUUGUUUUUGGAGUUUACAUUUGCUGAGCAUUUUAAAUUACUGUCAAAUGUGUUUUUAAUAGCAAUUAUACAAAAGUGUGCAAGCA
This is a messenger RNA of Phycodurus eques (leafy seadragon), 2744 nucleotides long. It is a transcript of the gene mthfr, whose product is annotated as methylenetetrahydrofolate reductase (NAD(P)H). The transcript is spliced from 12 exons. Gene Ontology annotation, cellular component: cytosol. The record is from RefSeq and is a predicted model, not a curated record. Gene Ontology annotation, molecular function: methylenetetrahydrofolate reductase [NAD(P)H] activity; FAD binding. Lineage: Eukaryota; Metazoa; Chordata; Actinopteri; Syngnathiformes; Syngnathidae. Bases 401 to 2125 code for a protein of 574 amino acids. Gene Ontology annotation, biological process: tetrahydrofolate interconversion.